Messenger RNA from Cimex lectularius (bed bug), 4443 nucleotides. RefSeq lists its product as uncharacterized. The record is from RefSeq and is a predicted model, not a curated record. Bases 1035 to 1964 code for a protein of 309 amino acids. The transcript has 13 exons. NCBI's taxonomy places the organism in Eukaryota, Metazoa, Arthropoda, Insecta, Hemiptera, Cimicidae. Gene Ontology annotation, molecular function: protein binding.
CAGUCAGCCUCGACCUCCCGCUAAGCCAGCUUCUUUCCAAAUCGGUUAUCGGAUAUGUCAAAAAAAGUUUACAAAAUUAUAUCCAAAGUCGAAGACAUUUGCGAUAAAAAUUGAAGGUUGUAACAUACUCGGUAUGGCGAUCAAACGCUACGAAAAAUUUGACACGUUUAAUUUUUGCAAAUUAUUUUUAAAAUGAACUGCAUUUCAUGCCAAGCAACGAACAGGGGUACAUCUAUUUAACAAUCAACGCAUAUCAGGAGACGAAAUCAUAUGGCUUCAUGUCGAUAACGUGUUCAAGGGAUAUUGCGGAUGUAUAUGGUGAAGUUAAACAAUACAGCACGGAAAAAUGUUUCCCUGAGUUAUAAGCGAAGAAACUACUCGGAAGAACAAUCAUACCAUCAAUUAGGAAAGAUUGAUUUACAAAAUAUGACACGACGGACGGGCACACAUUAAUGUAAAUUAUGCGCCAUGCACAAAUACUAUGUAGCACCAGUAAUGUUGGAAACGCCAAUUCGACCCAUCAAUUUGGAUUUAAACUGUUCAGAAAAUCUCUAGCAUUUAUGACAAAUAUCAUCUAUUCAAUCGCAAUAUAAAUAUUUAAAAUAAAAAUCUUAAAAUAAAAAAAAAAAGAAACCACCCAAAGGUAAAACCAUGUCACGGAAGUACGACCGCGUAAUCCCAAUGGUUUAAACUGUCAAUUUCAACUGUAUUCGACAUUUUUUGAAGAAUUACUUUAAAUCAUCAGAACCAAAAGAUAUUACCAAAAGAUCAACACAUCACAGAUAAUUUUAACCAUAAAAUAAAAAAUAGAAAGGAUUUCCUGAUGAUGCGCUAAAACAUAGCCCCAAACGUCGAAGAAAAAUGUGAAAUAAAAUAACCUGUUUUUGAAAAACACCACGUGUCUCUUAGAAAAUUCCUCACCUUAAAAUACUUUUUAAAAAGGAAAAGGCCUCUCAAAGUUGUGAUUUACGUAGGGGGAGGGAGACCCCUGCUGACAGUAAAACGUCGUACCUUCACAGUUCGCUUCUCUAGCUAUGGUCCUUUGGGCAACAUUGCUAGUCAUACAAGGAGCCACAAUUGCUGGGUCGAUGCCUGCUGUUGGAAUCCCUCAAAAUAUAACAUUGAUGUAUAUAAAUUCAUCGAUGGUCCAAAUAUCAUGGAGUGUGGGAAAGCAGAAAGUGGAAAAGUAUGACGUCGUACUUAAGCCAACGGAGGCAAGGUAUUCGUGGCAGAUGAAACCUUCGUACAGUUACAGAGUAGUGAAGCCAGUGGCAGGUUCUUCGAAUUCAGUUGUCGUGCGAGAUCUGAAAGAAAACACCCAAUAUCAACUGACGAUAACGGCAGUAGUAAACGGUGUCAAAUUCAGAAGUCGGCCAAUUUUGUUCAGUACCCAAAUGGGACCAAAUCCCGUUACUGAAGUUCAUAUCACAGGUGGGCCUCCACCUGCGAAUAAAGCUAUAAAACCACCUCCACCUUAUCCUGGCCAGCCAAAUUUCAAUCAGACUAUGGGAGAAGUGAGAGGCAUUGAAAUUGGAAUAGUGUGCCUUGUGCUUUUGGCAUGGGUAGGCGCAAUAAUUCUGUUCUUCAACCGGUGGGGGAAAAUAAGAAUGCUUCUGCCAUAUCAGCCUGAUUACAAGGACACCCAGCUCAAAGUACCAGGGAGCUGUCAGCAUCAAGGAACAUCCUGCCAAGCAACAGGUUCUACCGGCUUCUGCUGUUCACAGCGACAGCUGGCUCGAGUGCCAGACGAUUGGCUUGGAAGCUCAAGAAGACUCCUUGCCACAAGAUCCCGAACAAACUCAGCCGUCUACAUUGAACCAGCAGGAUUGAGAAGCGAACAGACAGAACCGCUCUUUUCAUCGGCUCAUCAACUGACGGCCAGCAAGUCAAAGAGCGCUGAUCAUUUGCCUGCAUCGCUACCAAUCGCUAACCUCAAGUGUUUCGGCAGGGAUCCAAGAAUAUAAACGUUAAAUUGAAAUUUUAUAUGUUUUAUCUUACUUCCCAAGUGUUCUCUCCCCUCGAUUUCAGAAUUGUAUAUAAUUUUCUCUUUGUACAAAUGAACGACACAGCUGGUGAGAUUUUAGGGGGAACAACGAAUGUGAAACCUGACAAAAAGAAUAUUUUAAAAAUUUAAGAAAAAUACAGUCAAUUUCUUAUAAAGCAAAACGUGGAAUUAUUAUAAAUAAAGGAGAAAAUUGUUUAGUUUAGUGACCAAAGUGGUAGCACGUUUUUUAAUUCACUUUUAGCGUAUUGUUACUCAAAUUAUCAAAUCGAAUAUACAACUAAGACUAGAAAACAAAAUAGUAGAAAAAAUAAAGUUUCUAUGAAAAUUAUCUUUAAACAAUUUUAAAAAAUUACUGUUUACAAACUUUCAAAAUAGUACACGGGUAGUUCAUCAGUCAUUAAUGUGUCAGUUCCAAGAACUUAAAAAGUUUUCAUUUUCAUAUUGCUUUUCAAGAAAAUUACAUAUAUUGUGAAAAGAAAUUUUAAAAAACUUCCCUAUUUCUUUAAUCAUAAAGCUAGUAUACUGUUAAUACUUGAAUAUCAAGGUUGUUAUGUAAAUUAAACUCUAAUUACUCUAUUUUAAAUAAUUGUGCCUAAUUUAUGUGAAUAUUAAUGGUAACUGCUGUCUGUAAAAAAUGUGUGAUUUAACUAGCUAUUUUAUUACUUUAUAUUUUAAGAAAUAAUCAAUAUUAACAACACAUCCCUAGCAAUACGUAUGACAAUUUUUUGUGUUUCCAACUUGAGAUCAUGUGAUAGGUAAUGGUAAUCUCUGGAAUUAAUACUCACUCUUUUUUCUACUUAAUAAAGACCAAAACAGACUAAGGGAUUAAUCUGAAAAAGUUAGUUAGGACCAUUAAUGGACUAGCAGGGUAGUCAUUUUUCACUUAUUCAAAAAUACUACUAAAGGAUAUUUUAAAGACCAAUUCAUAUUGAUCUUCAUAUUGAUAGUUGUAUUUCUACUCAAUCCUCUGAUUUGAAUGAAAAAAAAUUAAUACUUACAAACAAUUUAUGUAAUUUUAUACAAUGGAAAUAAUAACCAAACAUUUUCUAAUCUAUGCGCGCUCUUCUUCCUAAAAUGCAGCACAAAAGAAAUCUUGAAAAGGGGAGGGAUUAAUGAUAUUUUCGUCAUGUUAAAUACUCAAUUGAUAAAAUUGAAUUGAUCAAAAAUGAAAAACUAGGUAAUUGUACAGAUUUGCAUUUUAAAUUCAACGUUUACAUGUUAAAAAAAGGCUUCCAAACUACUAUAAAUAAAUAAAAAAUUAAUGCGAUUUUCCCUGAUUUGUCUUUAUACUAUAAUAAUAUUUUAUAUAUCUUAGGAUGGAAUUGUGUGAUAGUCUUACUUUUUUUCACAAACACAAAUUAUAAUUUGUUCUUCUUACAGAUUCAUAACUUAUGUGGUAAAUAUUUACAAUUACUUUAAAUUCACUUAACUUGUCAGUGAAAUACACUACUGUAGAAUUUACACCCAAGGUGCUAUCUCCACUGUGUGGGACCAAUACUGUGAACUCUCAGUAUUUUAAAUAUUUGCGUUUGCAUAUUUGCAUACUUAUGGAUGGUGAAAUCAAAGUAGAAUGUUAAUAAAAAUGCAGGAAGACAAUACUAUUUUUAUUAGCCUUAAAUAUUAUUGUAAAAAAACUUUCCUUUUUAAAUAUAUAUAUUCCAUUGUAGUUUAAUGAAGUGUGAAGGGGAAUCAAUUUAAAGGGGUAAAGUCACCUCCAUAAAAUUGAUUUCAAGUUUUAAAAAGUCCACAUUAUAAAUGUACAUGCGUUAUUCUACAUAUCUAAUGUUUGUUAAGAAAUCAUUAACAAAACAAAGCUUUAACUAUAAUAUUAAUGAAGAUUUAUGAGAGUCAAUUUCUAUGCCUUAGUCGAAUCCCUCCCCGAUACUAGAUUCUUUCAGUGAAAUUGAUCAGUGAAUGCCCACCCAACCCUUUAAGCGUAUUGAAAGUCUGAGAAAGGAGUAAAAAAAACGUUGUCGAGAAGAGUGACCACUUCCUUGUAAAUUUUAGCUUUGCACUUUACACUAUCUUUUUUAAAAGUGCCUAUUAAAUGUAAAACUUUAUUUAAAAACUAAUAAUAAUACAACUAUUUGAUAUAAUAUACUACUAGUUUCCAUCUGUUAAUGCUAUUUUUCAAAAAUACUGAUAAAACUAACUAGGCAUUAGGACAGUUUUUGCACCAACUGUAUUUUAACUUUUUUUUUUAAUACGCAGCCACUGUAAAUCAUUUCAUGGACAUUAUGAUAAAGUGGUGGCCAUUUACAUUACUUCAAUUUAAUCUGUAAUGAAAAUGGAUACACAACGUUUUUCAGUUUUAAUUCUUAAAAAAAAUACUAUCACUCUAUAAAAUGUAGUGAAAUGUAACUAAUAACUUGUGGUAACAAUAUAUCAAUUAAAUAUAAACUUUGUAAACUAAAAAUAAAUGCAAAUAUCAAAACGAA